AUGUCGCCUGCAAAGGUGACUACCAACGGACACGGCGCCCGAAGCCGUGCCGAGCCAGUCAAGGUCUUUCGGCUCGUCUUAGAGCAGGAUGGCAGCCCCAACGAGCAGAGAUCCUAUAUCAGACUACCGGCACCCGUCCAGCCCUACGUGCUUCGUUUCUCCAUCGAGGCUGGCUCUGAUGCUUCAAGAGAGGCUUUCCUCUGGACCAAUUACUCCAACAAGCGCGAUGCUUUCGAACGCACUUCUUUCGAAAAGACGCCUUUCUCCUCUUCCGCAUCCUCAUCCAAUCAAGUCGAUCUUCUCAUCAAAUCCGCUGGUGUUUUCGAGUUCUAUGUCGAGUACACCACCGACGGAAAGGAUCAGGAGAUCGGCGACCUCUUCGAAAGAAAGGAGCAGGCGCCAGCUCGCAAGAAGGCCAAGAGCGGCUACUUUAAUGUCGAUCCCAUCCUCCAGGCUGCCGUACGUAAGCCCAUUCUCAGCGAUACAGGCAAGGUACUUUCGUCUAAGGAGGGUGGGGGAGCUGUCAGCACAAAGAGCGACUUCCUUGCGCUCGACGCUAUCGUCCUGCAAACUCUCAUCGCUAAGUGGGCCGGUCCCCUGUCAGAAUGGGCAGUCCACCUCGACUCGGCCCGAGACGCUGGCUACAACAUGAUUCACUUCCCUCCACUCAAUGUGCGAGGUGCUAGUAACAGUCCUUACUCCAUCAGCGAUCAGCAUGACUUUUCCUACGACCUCUUCCCCAAGCAAAGCCGAGGCGCAAAGCAGAAAGCAGACCGCGUCAAGCAGCUCAAAACCGUGCUCCAGGACAUGAAGACAAAACACGGCAUUCUCAGCAUGAGCGACGUCGUUUGGAACCACACAGCUCACAACAGUGAAUGGCUUAACGAGCACCCUGACGCCGCCUACAGUCCCGCCAACUCGCCCCAUCUCCAACCCGCUGACGAACUCGAAAAAGCCCUCUUCGAGCUGAACGGCCGUUUGCAAGAACUCGGCAUCCCUGACGAGCUCAAGUCGGACGCAGAUGUCGCAAAGCUCAUCGGUGCAGUCAAGCAACACGUCCUUGAUCCCCUCAAGCUCUGGCAGUUCUACGUCGUCGAUGUCGAGGCGGCCAAGGAGACUUUCCGUUCCGCUGCAUCAUCGAACAAGGCUCAGUCUGGCUCCAAUGCAGCGGCUCAGAUCAACGACGCAACUCUGAAAGAAGCUGCCGCCAAGAUUCGCUCGUCGGCGCUCAAGAACGAAAUGACUCUCUCGGGUCGCUUUGCGACCACCAUCGAUGCCAACGAGGCUGUCAAGAUUGUGCAGUCCGAGUAUGGCUUCAGCGAUGCCAAUGCAUCCGCCGAUUUCUUCGCCAAGGUUGCAGACGAGGUGAAUGCUUCCUUCUACGCAACCUACGACGACGAUGUCAAGGCUAUUCUUAGCAACCUCGAAGGUCGUGUCAAGUUCACCAGAAUCGACUCCAACGGCCCCAAGCUCGGAAAGAUCUCUGCAAAAAGCCCCUUCUUUGAACCCUAUUUCACCCGUUUGGAUCCAAAACAUCCAAAGGCCGCCGGCCGUGAUCCUAAGGAGCUCUCUUUGGCCAACAAUGGCUGGAUCUGGGCAGCCAAUCCACUUGAAGACUUUGCUUCCAACAAGUCGCGCGUCUAUCUUAGACGAGAGCUCAUCGUGUGGGGAGAUUGCGUCAAGCUCAGGUACGGUUCCGGCCCACAAGAUUCGCCCUACCUCUGGAAGCACAUGGAAGAGUACACCAAGCUCCUCGCCGCCAACUUUGACGCCGUUCGAAUUGACAACUGCCACUCGACGCCGAUUCAUGUUGGAGAGCAUUUCCUCGACAUUGCCCGCAGAGUCAACCCCAAUCUCUAUGUCUGCGCCGAACUGUUUACUGGAAGCGCAGAGAUGGACGUGUAUUUCGUCAGUCGUCUGGGUCUCAACUCGCUUAUCCGCGAGAUGGAAAACGGUCACGAUCCCAAGGAGGAGAGCCGAUUGCUCUACCGAUUCGGUGUCAACAAGCCCAUCGGUUCCAUGGACGGUGCCUGUCUGACCACCGCUGCCAAGAUUACAUUACCCGAGGCCAAUCUGAAGGAUGCCGACUGCCUUGUCGAGCAGCUGAGCGGUUCCAGCCCUCACGCGCUUUUCAUGGAUGUUACACACGACAACGAGACUCCAACGAUGAAGCGCACUACCGAAGAUGCCAUCACCAUGGGUGCCCUCGUCGCCUUCUCUUGGUCGGCUAUCGGCAGUACAAAGGGCUUUGACAAUCUCUAUCCCAAGACGCUCGACGUAGUGCAGGAAAGUCGACUCUACCGCCCCGUACGCAACCCAGAGGAGAGCGGAAUCGGUGCCAUCAAGCGUGUUGUUAACCAUCUGCACGUCGAGAUGGUACGCAACGGGUAUUCUGAGGGACACGUUCACCAGGAGAACGACUACCUCAUCAUGCAUCGUGUCCACCCGCAGACUCACCGUGGAUACGUCUGUCUCGCACACACAGCUUUCCACAAGGGUUCCAAGGACCGUAGACAGGCAGGUCCUUUCAAGCUUGACCGAACUCGCGUCAACUACAUUCUCGGCAAGUCGCUCGAGGUCGUCAGCACCGAUGCUCCUCAGGACUCGAAAUACCUCGGUGGCUUGCCAUCGAAGCUCAUCGACCUUGCUGAGCCACAGGUCCGGACCACCGAGGAAGAUGGUCGCCUGCGAUUCUCCGAGAUUGUAGUCCCCGACUUCUUCCCUCCCGGCAGUGUGAUGCUUUUUGCUACAGAGAUGGAGAACAUCGACCGCGACAUCGAUUCGAGGUGCCUGUCUGGUGCCGACGAGGCGAUGGCCAAGCUUGAUCUCGUCGACCUCAACGCCGUUCUUUACCGCGCUGACGGAGAGGAGAAGGACGUCACCGAAGGCAAUGACGGUGUCUACACCAUACCCAACGGUCCUUCCUUUGUCUACUGCGGCCUGGAAGGCUGGAUGGCUGUCUUGCGUCCCAUCAUCGAGUCCAACGACCUUGGCCACCCUCUUUGCGCUCACCUGCGUGACGGCACCUGGGCUUUCGACUACGUGCAUCAGAGAUUGGUAAAGCAGACCAAUGUCUUGCAUCGCUUGGCGGAGCCGGCCAAAUGGCUCGCUGAGCGCUUCGAUCUGAUCAAGAACACUUCGCCCGAUUUCAUGCGUCCCAAGUACUUUGCCCUUGUCAUCAAGGCCGCGUAUGAUGCUGCUGUUCGCAAGGCACUCUCCCGCAUGUCCCCUAUUAUCAAGGAGGGACAUGACUUCAUCAAGGCCUUGGCUCUCUGCUCCGUUCAGAUGAACGGCGUGGUCAAGUCAGCCUCGCUCUGGCCCGACAAGCAAGUUGCUUCCAUGGCUGCUGGUUUACCUUUCUUCGCGGCUUCGUGGGCCAGACUGUGGGGUCGAGACGUCUUCAUUUCCUUGCGUGGUCUUUACCUUGUCACUGGAAUGUUUGAGCAUGCACGAGAGCACAUCUUGGCCUUCGGCUCGACUCUCAAGCAUGGCAUGAUCCCCAACUUGCUCGACUCUGGCAAGACGCCACGAUACAAUUGCCGAGACGGUCCCUGGUUCUUUGCACAGAACGUGCAAGACUACACCAAGAUGGUGCCCAACGGUGAAGCGAUCCUCGGCGAGAAGGUAGCCCGACGCUUCCCGCUCAACGACGAAUGGGUUCCUUGGGAUGAUCCCAAGGCAUUCGCACACAAGAGCACUGUCGGCGAGCUGAUUCAGGAGAUCCUUCAGCGCCAUGCAUCUGGCAUUCACUUCCGAGAGUACAACGCCGGCCCUGCCAUUGAUCAGGAUAUGCACCCAGAGGGUUUCAACAUUGACGUCGACGUCGACUGGGAGACCGGCAUCAUCUUUGGCGGCAACGAGCACAACUGCGGUACAUGGCAGGACAAGAACGGCUCAUCCGCCAAGGCUGGCAACAAGGGUGUGCCUGGCUCGCCACGAAAUGGAGCUGCGAUCGAGAUCACUGCGCUACUCAAGAGCACCUUGAGCUGGAUCGUCGGACUCGAGAAGAAGGGCAUCUGGAAAGAGGGCAAGGGUGUCGAGGCUGAUGUCAAGGGCAAGAAGACGCUUGUCACCUACCAGCAAUGGGCUGACCUUGUUCAAAAGUCGUUCGAGCGUGCUUACUACGUUCCCUUGGAUGCCAGCGAGGAUGGCUUUUACGAUGUCGACCCAAAGCUCGUCAACCGCCGUGGAAUCUACAAGGACGUCUAUGGCUCUUCUAAGGGACGUGAGUGGGCCGACUACCAGUUCCGAUCCAACUUCCCCAUCGCCAUGUGUGUUGCACCUGAGCUCUUCAAGCCCGAGCAUGCAUGCAAUGCCUUGAACAAGGCCAAGGAAGUUCUCGUUGGACCUCUUGGAAUGAAGACCUUGGAUCCUUCGGACUGGAACUACCGCCCCAACUACGAGCAGCGUGAAACGGACGACCCUUGGACAUCGUGUGGAUGGAACUACCAUAACGGACCCGAAUGGGUCUGGCUGCGCGGCUACUAUCUGCGAGCUGUGGCCAUCUUUGGUGCUAAGGCAGGCGUCGACCGCUCAGUUCUCAACCACCGCAUCAAUACGAUGAUGUUGGGACACCGUCGACACAUUCGCGCUUCGCCCUGGGCUGGUCUUCCUGAGCUCACCAACGCUGAUGGUGCUCACUGCCCUGAUUCAUGCGCUACCCAAGCCUGGAGUGCAGCAGCGCUUCUCGAUGCACUUGUGGAGAUGGCCAAAUGA
Messenger RNA from Ustilago hordei, 4716 nucleotides. RefSeq names its product putative 4-alpha-glucanotransferase / amylo-1,6-glucosidase (glycogen-debranching enzyme). The coding region runs from base 1 to 4716 and encodes 1571 amino acids. Gene Ontology annotation, molecular function: 4-alpha-glucanotransferase activity; amylo-alpha-1,6-glucosidase activity. Gene Ontology annotation, biological process: glycogen catabolic process. The record is from RefSeq and is a predicted model, not a curated record. The transcript has a single exon. Lineage: Eukaryota; Fungi; Basidiomycota; Ustilaginomycetes; Ustilaginales; Ustilaginaceae.